CCCAGCGCGCACGCGCUGCGCUUCGGCUCGCUGCUGAAGUUGAUGUUAGCCAUGGAAACCGGGAGCGGUCCUGGAGGCCCAGCGGUGAGCUGGUGGUGGGAGUGCUGCAGCCUCUUGGCCUCCUCCGGCGGGAAACCAAGGAUAUGCAGUCUCCAGGAUGCCUCCGCGCCGCCUCUCACCUCCGGUGACUCGAGCAGAGAGAGAAAGAAGAGGUAGGCCAGGGACUUCUGCCACUGCACUCCAGAUGCAUGCAACAGUAGCAGAAUCAAACUUGGGUCUCUAGACUUUGCAGGUCCUGCUGGUUAUGAAAGAAGAUGUGACCUUAAGAAUAAUUCUCAUUGAGAAGUAUGAGUCCAGAUGUGCCUCUGCUGAAUGAUUACAAGCAGGACUUCCUUCUGAAGCGCUUUCCUCAGACUGUUCUUGGAGGCCCUCGACUCAAAUUAGGCUACUGUGCCCCUCCUUACAUCUAUGUGAAUCAGAUUAUCCUUUUUCUGAUGCCAUGGAUUUUAGGUGGAAUAGGAACCCUUUUGUACCAACUCGACAUCCUGAAAGACUAUCAUACAGCAGCUCUGUCAGGAGGACUUAUGGUUCUCACUGCAUCUGUCAUCCAGGGCACAAGUCUGUAUGCCAAAGGCAAAUCAGUGAUAGUACAAAGGAUGCUGGCCACAGAUAUUCUAGCAGAGGAAGACAAGCAUGAGUUUACAAGUUGUGCUAGUGCGGAAACAGUCAGAUUUCUAAUUCCUGGCAAGAAGUAUGUAGCUAAUACAGUUUUUCAUUCUGUUCUUGCUGGGCUAGUAUGUGGUCUGGGAACAUGGUACCUGCUUCCAAACAGAAUAACCUUGCUCUAUGGCAGUCCAGGAGGUACUGUCAUAUUGUUCAUCCUUGGAUGGAUGACACUGUGUAUAGGAGAGUAUUCACUGAUUGUCAACACGGCUACAGAAACUGCAACUUUCCAGACCCAAGACACUUAUGAAAUCACUCCUCUCAUGAGACCUCUUUAUAUUGUUUUCUUUGUUUCUGUGGAUCUUGCACACAGAUUCCUUGUAACUGUACCAGCUCUAGAACAAAUGAAUCAGAUUUUACACGUCUUAUUUAUAUUUUUACCUUUCCUGUGGGCACUUGGGACUCUUCCCCCACCAGAUGCACUUUUCUUAUGGGCAGUGGAGCAGGUUUUAGUGUUUGGCCUUGGAGGCUCAACCAUGUCAACUCAUUUACGGCUAGUGGUAAUGUUCGUCAUUUCUGCUGCAACAGCUGUAAUAUCAUAUUUCAUCCCCAGCACUAUUGGUGUGGUUCUUUUCAUGACUGGACUUGGGUUCUUGCUAAGUCUUAACCUAAGUGACAUGUGUUUUGUCUUCAAGCACAGUGUGACCAGAUGCAGAGCAAGCACCAAGUCUAAGGCUUUACCCAGUGAUUCAGAAAAACAGUUCACAUGGAAGGAAUGUCUUGUGUGCAUCAUUAUGUUAGGCUUGGCACUCUUGGAAACUGGCCUGCUGCAUCAGUAUGCUGUUUUCUCUCAGGUGUCCAGGAGCAGCUCACAGGCAAUUGUUGGCUGUAUUUUGAUGCUGUUACUCUUAAUACUAUGUAUACUCAGAGAAAUUCAAAGCAUCUAUAUCUUUGGACUUUUCCGGAAUCCUUUGUACCCAAAGGAUGUACAAGCUGUGACUGUGUUCUUGGAGAAGCAAGCCAAGCUUCUGAAGAUUGGUGUUCUCAGGCGCAUCCUACUAACUCUAGUGACACCUUUUGCAAUGAUGGCGUUUCUCUCACUGGAUAGUGCUUUACAAGGGCUCCACUCUGUAUCUGUCUCCAUUGGAUUCACAAGAGCUUUUAGAAUGGUAUGGCAGAAUACAGAAAAUGCUUUAUUAGAGACUGUUAUUGUGUCAGUGGCACACUUGUUGAUCUCCAAUACAGACUCAUGGUGGAACAGAAGUCUUGAUACAGGAAUCAGACUCUUACUUGUUGGUAUCAUUUGUGAUCGUCUGAUUCAACUCAUGUCUAAAUUGCAGUUUGCUAUAACUAUACUUGUGGCAUCAUGGACAGAAAAAAAACAACAUCGCAAAACAACUACCACUUUAUGUCUACUCAACCUUAUCUUCUCUCCAUUUACAUUGGUCAUCAUCGUUUUUUCCACACUACUGUCUUCUCCUUUACUCCCGCUCUUCACCCUUCCUGUGUUCUUGGUGGGAUUUCCCCGUCCUGUUCAGAGCUGGCCAGGAGCCGUGGGCACUGCAGCCUCGGCGUGUGCGGAUUCCGUGUACUACUACCAGACGGUGCCCAGGCUGACUGCCGCGCUGCAGACCGCAAUGGCAGCUGGAAGUUUAGGUCUCCUCUUACCUGGGUCUCAUUACUUGGGCCGAUUUCAGGAUCGUUUAAUAUGGAUAAUGGUUCUAGAGCAUGGCUAUACUUACUGCUGUGUUAACAUUAAGGGAUUAGAAUUGCAAGAGACAUCCUGUCAUACUGCUGAGGCCCAAAGAGUCGAUGAAGUGUUUGAGAGUGCUUUUGAGCAAGAAGAAAAUGUAAAGCUAUAUUCCCUUAACAAACACUUUGGAAAUGUCUUGACACCUUGUACUGUUUUGCCUGUGAGACUCUAUUCUGAUGCCAGGAGUGUCCUGUCCGGCAUAAUUGAUUCUCACGAACACUUAAAAGAAUUUAAAGAUGAUCUUAUCAAAGUACUUGUGUGGAUACUUGUUCAGUACUGCUCUAAAAGGCCUUGUAGGCCGGAACAUGUUGACAGCUCGGAAAACAAAGAAAGAACUCCUGUAAUAAUCCUGCCUGCUUUGAAUUCUCUGCCUCCUCCCACACCCGUGGAAGACACACACAGUUUAAACUCACUCGCUUCUGAUGACUGGUCUGACGGUAGUAUUUUUGAUGAUGCGCCAACUAUCAACAGGGGAAAAGAAGAACAAAUUCAGUUCAACUAUUUAGCAAGUACAAAUUUGCCUAUUCCAGGAUCGGUAGACUCCUGGAGGGUUGAUGAUCAUUCUACAGGCACAGUACUUGAAAAUGAUUUUUACAGAACAGUUCUGUUGGGAUACCCUGCUGUUGACAAAGGAAAACAAGAAGAUGUAGUGUACAUCCCCCUCGUGGAGUUCAGCUGUUCGCAGUCUCGCUUCCUGAGCUUACCUGAGGAGUGGAGGUCUGCCUGUGUGCCUGUUUCCAAAAUGAAAGAGAUGAGCUCCUUAUUUCCAGAAGACUGGUACCGAUUUGUCUUAAAGCAGUUGGAAUGUUUUCCCUCAGAAGAAAAGUCUUCAAGUGUUCUGGAAGAAAUUGCAAAGGAUAAAAGUUUAAAAGACUUGUAUGUUCACACAGUAAUGACUUGUUAUGUCAGUCUAUUUGGAAUAGACAAUAUGGCUCCUACUCCAGCUCACAUACAGAGAGUUUACAAUGGUAUUUUGCCCUGGUCUAGUGCCUUGGAUUGGCUCACAGAAAAACCAGAACUAUUCCAACUAGCUCUGAAAGCAUUCAGGUAUACUCUGAAGCUAAUGAUUGAUAAAGCAAGCUUGGGUCGAGUAGAAGACUUUAAGGAGCUGAGCACCUGCCUAAAAGAGUACGAUAGUGACUGGUACAUUGGCUUAGUGUCUGAUGAGAAGUGGAAGGAGGCAGUUUUAGAAGAAAAGCCAUGCUUGUUCUCCCUGGGGUAUGAUCCUAAUAUGGGUGUGUACACAGGGCGAGUUCUGACCCUUCAGGAGCUGAUGGUGCAUGUGGGGAAGUUGAAUGCUGAAGCCGUCAGAGGCCAGUGGGCCAAUCUCUCGUGGGAGCUGCUCUAUGCCACCAACGAUGAUGAGGAACGUUACAGUAUCCAAGCCCACCCGCUGCUCUUAAGAAACCUUACAGUACAAGCCGCUGACCCUCCCCUGGGAUAUCCAAUCUUCUCUUCCAAACCUCUCACUGUCCGUUUGUGCUAGCGUCCAUUUUCACUGUAAAUGCAAGGAGAUCUGAGGACAAGAGACAGUGGAGCUCUGGAAACUUCACAGAUGUCCUUCUUGCCUGAAAACACUCAGCACCUUACGGUCGAUCUCCUAAAAGAACAGCUUAGCUUUAUGUCCAACAUAAAGUUUAGAAUUAGGUGGCCAAUAUUUGUGCUCUGUGAAUUGUGGUAGGCUUUGAUAGAUACAAUAAAACAUUUGUAUAAGAUUAGAUAAGAAAUUUUUCACUGCUUUGUUAAAUGUUUGGUAGGUGAUUUGUCUUACAAACCUCAACAGCAAUGUGUUUACAUACUUAAAAGAUAUAUAUCAAUGUUCAUAAAUAAUAAUGGAUCCUUUUAAAGUCAGCAUGAUAUGUACAUAUAUUUAUUUGAAAUAUUAAUUUUUUUAGUGUUUUCAAAUGUUGUAGUUUUAUUUUAAUAGUAACAGUCUGAGUAUUUCCUUAUGUAUUCAUUUAUUCCAUACACUUCAAUUCAGAAGACUUAUAAUGCAGUCUGUCCAAGAAAAUCUCACUCCUCUUUCCAGUAUUCUUUGGCAUCUAUGAAAAAAGCAGGGCUUGUUCCCUGCACACAGGGUAAGCAGCGUUAGAAUGUUGUGUGACUGCUGGAGGGCAUUCCGUUCACCUCACUCUAGGCAAUUCUUCCGCCCAAGUCUACACUGAACCCUGGCUUGUCCACUCGGUACUUGCCUCAGAUCAGUGGUGUCAAGACCGAAGGUAGAGGGCAUUUUCAUGUACUGAGCAGAAGGUUAAUUGACACCAAAUCUGUACUAUUUCAGACAUGAAAUUCCUCUGUUCCCUAUUUCCAACUAAAUUUUCAGGAGGCUAGCACAUUAGUGUUGUGAUCCAUUCUUUUUAGAAGCAAUUGAAAUUGUUUCAGUGUACCAGUUAUAGUUUAUUAUUUGCUCAUUGAUGUUGCAUAUGGACCCAUUUACUCCAGAAAUGUAAAAAAAUCAUUUUUGCACUAAUUUUCAGUUAAAAAUUUAUGAAAUUUCUGAUUAACCUUUUUGUGGCACUGUAAUAUAGUUAUUAAAAUACAGUUUUAUAUUACAUCUGAGUUUAUAUAAAAAUAUGGUUUACAUCAUGAGAUUCUUAGCCAGAAGUUAUAUCUUCUCAUAUAGAAAAAUUUUCACAUGUCAUUAGAAAUUAUAAUGAUCAGGAUUAUUUUUGCAUGUGUAUGGUGUGUAUGCAUGUUCAUAUGCAUGUGGGUGCACAUGUCAGGAGACACACAUGCACGUGUGUGCAC
Messenger RNA from Jaculus jaculus (lesser Egyptian jerboa), 5164 nucleotides. RefSeq names its product pecanex 4 (gene Pcnx4). The coding region runs from base 348 to 3902 and encodes 1184 amino acids. Gene Ontology annotation, cellular component: membrane. NCBI's taxonomy places the organism in Eukaryota, Metazoa, Chordata, Mammalia, Rodentia, Dipodidae. The transcript has 12 exons. The record is from RefSeq and is a predicted model, not a curated record.